Molecule: messenger RNA, 5894 nt
Organism: Haliotis rubra (blacklip abalone)
Lineage: Eukaryota; Metazoa; Mollusca; Gastropoda; Lepetellida; Haliotidae
Product: centrosomal protein of 162 kDa-like
Exons: 34
Coding region: 249-5096 (1615 amino acids)
Biological process (GO): cilium assembly
Cellular component (GO): centriole; centrosome; axonemal microtubule
Source: RefSeq, a predicted model, not a curated record
UUGUUUCAAAAUGGCGGAAAGUUUAAGACAAGCACCGACACAUUUUUAGUUUCGUUGAAUUGUUUGGAGUUAAAAUCUUGUAUAUAUUUUCAAACUUUUGUGUCAAAUAGUAAAGGAGUCAUGGGAUACACUCAGCUGGAACGUAUUUAAAACACUCACUCAUGGAAAUAAUUCACCAAGCUCUUUUGUGCUGUGAAAUUCACGAUUUUGACAUUUUCGUAUAAAAUCAGAAAAUAAAUAGAUUCACCAUGUCACGAAGAUUCACAAAGGAGGAAUUAGACGAUCAGUUUGAAGCUUUCCUGAAACAGUCUGUUUCGUCAGAUGAGUCAUUUGAGACCUUGCAGAAGAAGUCUGCCAAGAUAGCUGAAGCGAGGAAGAAGAGGGAAGUGAAGCCAUGGUGGCUGGAUGAUGAUGACCAAGACAAGAAACUUGGCUCAGGAUUGACAUCGAGUGGGAAGAGUUUCCUGAAGACAAAGAAGAGUUCAGAUAAAAAGAAAGUAUCUGAGAAGUCAGUGAAAGGUACGAAGGCCGGAGUUGGGAAAGUGAAAGUGAAGUCCAAACAAGAGAAGACAUUCAUGGUGUCCCCAAAACGUGCUGGUCGAGGGAGGACAGAAGCUUCUAUGAGUAAAGACAGUUUGGAAGACAUAUCGGAGAAGUCCGAGGAGAAUGACGCAGGGGAAGCUGCCAGGAUUGUUGGCCUUGAUUCCAGCCUGGACACAACACGAGAGAGUUACACAGCAGAUAUGUUAACUGACCGACAAGACAGCCCAGAAAAACUUGGCAUGGACACCCUUGAUGAACUAGCAGAUAAACAGAGGUUCUAUAAUGAGGUAGAGACUGAUGGUACAAUAGAUUACGGACAACUGAACCGUGAUCUGAGUCAAACAGCAACAACACUGUCCCCAAAGUUAGCUGGUGUUCAAGUGGAUGACUCUCGCAAUACAGCCAUGCACGAUAACUCCAGGGUGUCUGGUAGCCAGGGAGGUCCAACAGAGAGGGACUCAUCACAACAAAAGCCCAGUAUGCUGUCCAAAGUUUCGCUUCUUGACUCCCUUGACUCCACCCUCAACACCACCACCUCUCCAAAGGCCAGCGUGCCAUUUGAUGGCAGCAAGGAUGGUAACCAUGACAACCUGGGUCAGACAUUUCCUGACACGCUGAAGACACGGACAGGCACCGGUAUAAUGGGCACCAACACCAGCAGAGAGAUGGAGGCCCUUCAGGAAGCGCUGCGAGAGGUAGGAAUGUCUCCCACCAUCAAACAAGACGACCCGCUUACCGGCAUCCUGGGACAAGGCUCUUACUCUGGGAUCCUGGAACAUGACUCUCACGCCAGGAACCUGGCAGACCAGGUUGAAACAAGGCAGCAGCAGGAGGGGAGAUCAGACCGGACAGUGGAUGAUAUUUUUCGGGAGAUGGGUGAGCUGGAGAAACAAGUCAAGGAGAAGGAGCACAGAGACGAUGAUGUCCGACUUAUGAGUGACUACCGUAGUCAUAGCUCUGGGAGCCCCAACAGUCAGGGGAAAGGUGAGUACAGAGACGAUGAUGUCCGACUUAUGAGUGACUACCGUAGUCAUAGCUCUGGGAGCCCCAACAGUCAGGGGAAAGGUGAGGACAGAGACAGUGAUGUCCGACUUAUGAGUGACUACCGUGAGGUCAGCUCUGAGCCCCAACAGUCAGGGGAAAGUCAUAGCUCUGGGAGCCCCAACAGUCAGGGGAAAGGUGAGGACAGAGACAGUGAUGUCCGACUUAUGAGUGACUACCGUAGUCAUAGCUCUGGGAGCCCCAACAGUCAGGGGAAAGGUGAGGACAGAGACGAUGAUGUCCGACUUAUGAGUGACUACCGUAGUCAUAGCUCUGGGAGCCCCAACAGUCAGGCGAAAGGUGAGGACAGAGACGAUGAUGUCCGACUUAUGAGUGACUACUGGAGUCAUAGUUCUGGGAGCCCCAACAGUCAGGGGAAAGGUGAGGACAGAGACGAUGAUGUCCGACUUAUGAGUGACUACCGUAGUCAUAGUUCUCGGAGCCCCAACAGUCAGGGGAAAGGUGAGGACAGAGGGGAGGAUGUCCGACUUAUGAGUGACUACCGUAGUCAUAGCUCUGGGAGCCCCAACAGUCAGAGGAAAGGUGAGGACAGAGACGAUGAUGUCCGACUUAUGAGUGACUACCGUAGUCAUAGCUCUGGGAGCCCCAACAGUCAGGGGAAAGGUCUAUCACGUCGACAGACUACGGAGGAGGAUACCAGACAAGGAGGCUUCGACCACUCCCACACUGACGACACAGAGGUGUAUCAGCCUGUCACUGCUGUUGGACCGAGGGGCCGAAGUAUCCAACGCCUGUAUUCUGUGCAGGAGAAAACAGAUGGCCCCAGUGGUGACUUCAAUUCCAGGACAACUGAGGUUAAAGGUAAGAAGUCUCGAUCCAGAUUUUCCCACAUCCAGAGUUCAGGCUAUGGAAAACGUUCCACCAGCCGUUCACCUUCACGUUCACCGUCAAGGUCACCUGGCAAACCAACAAGACCUGGCAGCAAGACCUGGUCCCCAGCAGACGUCAGCAGACACAAGUCAGGCACCCAGUCUCCAAGGACUGCUCGCCACAAUCUCCAAGGGAAAGUGCCCGAGACGCGUCUGCUGCAGUCUGUUGAGUCCUUUGCAAGUUACAUACGAGACCAUUUUACAGGGAAAGGAGUCCCAGAGGUGAAGUACUCGUCCGACGAGCCUUCAGUGUCAGCCAGUUUGCGGGUAGAGAAGACAUCCAGUGUGGAGCGGCAGCUGCAGCAGGAGCUGGAUGAGGAGAGGAAGAAACUGGCACAGCUGCAGGGUGAGAUGCGGACACUGCAGCAGGGGCAUCAAGAGGAGAUGGACCAGAUCAAGGUGGAACACGAGCAGGAGAUGUUCAAACUGAAGCAGGAAAACUUUGUCCUGGCUGCCAAGCUAAAUGAGGGUGAUGGGGAGAGCACUGCCAGGAAGAAGCUGAGUGAAGUAUUGAGUGGUGAUGCUGUUACGAGGGAGCAACUGACCAUGUUGGAGCGGGAGAUCAAGGACCAGGAGUCUCUCAUAGCGGGCUUCCAGACAGAGAACCAGCGACUGUAUGGCGAGAUGAAGGCUCUCCGUGCUAACACACGCUCAGCAGAGGAGAAAAUGUUCUCAGAGAAUCAGAGACUUAUCACGGAGGUCACCAAUCUAAAAUCCCAGCUUGAGCAGAAGGACCUUGCAUUGAGGAACAAAGGCAUCAUUACAAGUCUCGCAGCACAGCAGCAGAUAGCUGCUGGCAAUGCAGAUGCCAAGCUCGGUGCCAACAAGCUUGUCCAGCUACAGGCUGAACUGACGGAGGCUAAGAGGCAGAGUGAAAUGCAGCAGAGGGAGAUGAAGGUGUUGAAGCAGACCAAGCAGGAGCUGGACCACCACAUUCACCAGUUGGUGCGGGAACGGGAAGAUCUCAGUCGUGACCUCGACGCUGCAAAGAAGAUCACCCCAGAACAGGCAAGGUUGAAGAGGAAGCUGAAGUGGUAUGCAGAGAACCAGGAGCUGCUGGACAAGGGAGCGGCAAGCAUGAAGAAGAAAGAGGAAGAGAUCAGGCAGCUCAAGCUGAGACUGGAAGGGCUCACAACAGAGACUGGGCGCAAGUUAGAGGAGAACAAGCUGAGAGCCAGAGAGCGAGCCUCUGAUGCCAAGAAGAUUCAGGACCUCCAGAGACAGGUGAAGGAGAUGGAGCAGAUCAUCCGACGCCGCCACCCCAACUCCCUCCCUGCCCUGAUGAUGGCGGCAGCUGCAAGCGUGGGUGAGGAACAGGCUCCCCCUGUGAAGUCAGCGAGUGUCACAGUGCUGGAGAAGCGCAUCAAGAAGCUGGAGGAGGAGCUGGCCAGCAAGGACGAAGCCUCCAACACCCUGCUGCGGGCCAUGGAGCAGAAGUACAACAACAUCAAGUACAAGUUUGAGUCAAGAGUGUCUGACCUGGAGAAGCAGCUGUCCAUCUAUCAGCGAGUGGAUGGAACAAACGGUGAUCUUCCCAUCACCCACGCUGCUGCGAUGGAGUUGGAGCUGAAGGAGGUGCGACAACGGUAUACACGACAGGUAGCCGAGCUGCAGGCACAGGUGGAUCGUCUCACCGGGGAGCUGACCAAGAUCAACAAGAACCAAACGACAUCCCUCGACCCCCCUGAGUCUGAACUCAACCAGCAGGUGGCCCUGCUGCAACAGGAACUGGAUGAGAAGAAGCAUGACCUCCAUGUCCUCCACACAUCCCUGGAGAAACUCCGCAAGGAAAAGAAUGGUGAUACCACAAAGAAGUCCAAAACUAAGGGCAAGGGUACCAGGAAGAAGCUGAGCCCACCUGAGUCACAGUUUGAUAGCUUCCCGCCAUCUGUGGACAGGAGCUAUGAACCCCACACGUUCGCAGACUCGGACAUCACACAAGUCUUGCAUGAAAACCAAGAUCUGAGAACUACAGUGGAGAGACUACAGCUGGAACUAGACCAGCAGAGAGUGGAUCUCCGUAAGUCUCUAGCAGAGACCGAGGCUGUGGCCCGUAAACACAGUGAGGACUACCAAGAUCAGAUUGACAGUCUGCGGUUGUCCCACCAGCAAGAGAUGCAGAGAGUCCUCAGUGACCAGGUAUUUCAGCACUCCUCCUCCAAAUUGGCUCAGCUACACAGCAAGUGUGACAGUCAGGAGGUGAUGAUCCAACACCUACAGCAGCAGCUGGCCAAGUCAGAGGUUGAUGCUGAGCAGAUAUCCAUCCUCAAGAUUCGAGAGGCUUCCAAACAGAAUCAGAUAGAGAAGCUCCAGGAUCUGCUUCAAGAGGCCAAGAAGAGUCACUCACCUGAGAUGCGUCAUUUUGAGUCCCUGCAGGAAAAGAUUAUUCAGAUGGAAAAUCGCCACGAGCAACGAGAGUCUGAGCUGAAACAGAUCAUAGCCAACACACAAAGAGUUGCCUCCCUUGAGCUUGGUCAGGAAGAAGAAAAAUGGAAGAAGAUUGUUGAACUGAAAAACAAAGAGAUUGAGAAGUUUCGGGCAGAGCUGGACUCAAUAUUGGACGUUCUGCGUCUCCUACAGAAACAGGGUGUCAUGUUACCUGUCAGCUCCAUCCACUCAUGACAUCCACAGACAAGUCAUGACAUUAGCUCAGGGUUUGAUGACAAGGUGUUCUGAGGAAUACCAGACUUUAAUCUGUGAUAACAGGUGCAACACAUAAUCUCAGGCAGCCAUGGUACGCAGUCAGUUCAGUACCAUGGAAGGGAGAUAAUCAUACCUCUUGCUGUUACCAGCUGAAUGAAAUUCUGACUCUCAAAGUGCUGCAGUAGCUGGUAGGGACUUGCCACACUGCUUGUAUCAACAGACAGCAGUGUGUUAGAUGUCUUCAGUGAGAAACUGCGAGUGAAUGAUGAUUAACACCAAGUCAAGGAUAGUACCUAUAUCAUGGUGGCAUGGGGUUUUGAGAUCUCCCAUUGUAUGAGGGGCGGAGGGGUACCUUAGUGGUUAAAGCCUUCACUCGUCACACAGAAAACCCGGGUUCGAUUCCCCACAUAGGUACAAUGUGUGAAGCCCAAUUCUGAUGUCCCCUGCAGUGAUAUUGCUGGAAUAUUGCUAAAAGCGGUGUGUGAAACUAAACUCACUCACUCCCAUUGUAUGAAAACCAUGUCACAUGAUGUUAUAACAGCAGGACGGUCAGUGGCUGGGUACACAGACUGGGUGGUAGAUGAUAUAUAUUGCUGCUUACCAACCAGUCCAAAGUUAAUGGUAUUGAUACCAUAAGACAAGUCUUUACAAUGAUAAGGCAGUUGAUCCUGAUUAGCCAAACUCAGUAUGUAUAUUACUAAUAUAUAUUAUGUAUUAUAUAUAGAACUAUAUUUAUUUUGUUAUAAUAAGCAUUUAUAAAGUAAACAUGAAAACCUA